Zootoca vivipara (common lizard) is the source of this 2631-nucleotide messenger RNA. RefSeq names its product synaptotagmin like 1 (gene SYTL1). Gene Ontology annotation, biological process: intracellular protein transport; exocytosis. Gene Ontology annotation, cellular component: plasma membrane; exocytic vesicle. The record is from RefSeq and is a predicted model, not a curated record. Gene Ontology annotation, molecular function: neurexin family protein binding; small GTPase binding. NCBI's taxonomy places the organism in Eukaryota, Metazoa, Chordata, Lepidosauria, Squamata, Lacertidae.
UCUCUGCGCUUGACUCAGCCUUAGCUCUCCUGCUUGGGCUGUUUCUGAGCUGCAUUGAGAAAGUACAAGGCAGGCAGAGGAGGAAGAGGAAAGUGGGGAUAACUCAAGAGAUCAAACUUCUGCUUUGCUAGCUCCCCCAGGAUCCUUCUGCUGCCACAGUGGCACUCAGUCGCGCACACCCCACCUCCCUCUGGCCGGCUGGGUCUUGCAGGGUAGGGACCCCACCUGGGCAGAUCCUGUUCAGCUGCGAAUACCUGUUUGGGGAGUGCCUGGAGGAAAGCCUGGUUGUGGCCUUGUCUCUCAAAAUGGUCAAUCAGGACGGAGUGUAGUCUCCAUGGAACAUUACCUAGAAGGCUUCUUGAGAGCCGCUGCUGUACCUAUGGCAAAGAGUGGGGUAAUAAUACUGGCCUGCUGGCUGGACCUCCCGCUUCCAUGUCGCAGGAUGAUGUACUGACAGGCCAAACCUGAAGGGCCUUUCAGAAGAGCAGCGUUUAGACCCUGGCGGAGUUGGCUUGCGACUCUCACACAGAGUGCUUCUCCUCCCCACCCCCAUGGAUCAAGACAUUGGCAUGGACUCCUUGCUGGACCUCAGCUUUCUGACUGAGGAGGAGCAGAACGCCAUUGCGGAAGUGCUGCGGAGAGACUCUCAGCUGCGGAUGUCGGAGGAAGGACGCAUCAGCAAACUGCGCGAGUCCGUCUCGGAUCCCAGCUGGUUUAAGAUCCUGUCGGGGGACUGGUUCUGCGAUGUCCGUUCAAAGCGGCACCGGCACAAUCAUUUUGGCUCAGACAUUGUCCGGGCUUCCAUCCGUCGCAAGAAGAAGCCCAAAGCAGGUGAACCGGACCCAAAGCAACGAGCCAGCUUAGGAGAUCUGGAGGCGAUCAGUGAACCCCCAGCGGAGGAGGAGAAUGCGUUGGAUGCAGUGGAUGGGCUCCCAAGUGAGACAGAUCCUCAGCCAUCCAUGUCUAAAGAGACUCAGAUGGCUGACUUGACUCUGCAAGAUGUGAUCCAGUCCCCAGAGCAGAUGCCUGAAAACAAGCCAGAGACAAGCGACUCGUUUAGUAGCCUCAGCUCAGAGACUGGAGAAGAGGACCAGCAGAACAUCAGAGUGCCAGCCAUCAUGGUCACCAUGCAGAGCAACGAGAGUCUUGAAAAUGGCCAGGAAAGCACUUUGGAUACAUCACCUCCAAAGAACAAUGCAAUGGGUUCCCGGAAUAAACUGAUGAGCACCAGUUCCUCGUUUUCCAGUCUAAGCUCAUCCACAAUGAGUGGCAGCAUGAUGAGCGUGUUCAGCGACAACGAUGUUGGAAAUGUGGACGUCCGCGGCUGCAUCCAGUUCUCCCUGCAGUAUGACUCCAGGAAGAAGGCGCUGCAUAUUCAAGUCAUCCAGUGCCGAGACUUGGCUGAAGCCAAGAAGCAGCGAUCGGAUCCGUACGUCAAGUCCUACCUCCUUCCCGACAAAUCCAAUCACAGUAAGAGAAAAACUGCUGUGAAGAAGAGGAGCCUAGAUCCCAUCUUCAACGAGACCCUUAAGUACAAGAUUGAUAAAGCUGAUCUCCAGGGCCGGAUCCUGAACCUCUCUGUCUGGCAUCACGAUACCUUGAGCCGAAACCUCUUCAUGGGAGAAGUGGAGAUUGUGUUGAAUUCCUGGGACUGGAGCAACACGAGUCCUCAGUGGUUCAACCUCCAGCCUAGGACCCCAGUCACUCCUGAUGCUCUCUGCAGCCGUGGCAUCCUCAACCUGGCAUUGAAGUUCAUCCCGGCUGGAUCUGGAGGGGAAGGGCUUCCUCCCACUGGCGAGCUUCACAUCUGGGUGAAGGAUGCGCAGAACAUUAUUCCCCAGCGGGGCAGCACAGCAGACUCAUUCGUUCAGUGCUACAUCCUCCCUGAUGACAGCAAGGUGAGCCGGCAGAGGACCCGCAUCGUGAAGAAGAGCCUCAGCCCCACUUUCAACCACACCAUGGUUUAUGAUGGGUUCCAGGCCAAGGACUUGGCUGAGGCAUGUGCAGAGUUCACCAUCUGGGACCAAGAGACAUUCUCUAAGCAGCAGCUCGGAGGCAUCCGGCUCAGCCUUGGCACCGGGAACAGCUACGGCCUGCCAGUCUCCUGGAUGGAUUCGACGGAAGAGGAGCGCCACGCCUGGGAGAUGGUGUUCAAGCAGCCUGGGCAGUGGGUGGAAGCGAGCCUUCCUUUGAGGACCAACUUGAACCCUAGGACUUAAUCCCAAACUACAGCAGGACACCCAUUCUUGGGAUGAUGGAGGAAAAGCUGAUUGGCUUCCCCAGCAGCAGCCUACUGGAUGCAAAUGAACAGGCCCAGAGUCUCUGUAGGACUUGCAACCACAGUGGUUGCUGAAGGGCAGCCUCUGGCAGGGGGAAAAUAGAUUUGGCGCCAGGAGCCCAUGGGCAAGUUCAGCCUGGGCUGGCUGCUCUCUCAGACUUAAGGAGGGAGGUGAGCAGGUCCAACUCUUAAAAGGGACUUCUUUGAAGGCCUUGCGAUGGUUUUCACACUGUACUUUAGGGGAGACCAAAAGAUGCCCCAUGACAAGAACCAUGCUGUCGCUAUGUCCCAUCGCCUCCCUGAUCUCCUCCACAUGCUAUUGACAUUAACAAGAGGCAGUGUCAUGCUUUGUU